This is a messenger RNA of Staurois parvus, 555 nucleotides long. NCBI's taxonomy places the organism in Eukaryota, Metazoa, Chordata, Amphibia, Anura, Ranidae. The record is from the annotation of a GenBank genome assembly.
GGAUUGUAUACACCUGUGUCCAUGGAGGGGAUUGGAAUACCUGAAUCACAUGAUAUGGAGGGGAUUGGAACACCUGAAUCACAUGAUUGGGAGGGGAUUGGAACACCCGAAUCACAUGAUAUGGAGGGGAUUGGAACACCCGAAUCACAUGAUAUGGAGGGGAUUGGAACACCCGAAUCACAUGAUUGGGAGGGGAUUGGAACACCUGAAUCACAUGAUAUGGAGGGGAUUGGAACACCUGAAUCACAUGAUAUGGAGGGGAUUGGAACACCCGAAUCACAUGAUUGGGAGGGGAUUGGAACACCCGAAUCACAUGAUUGGGAGGGUAUUGGAACACCUGAAUCACAUGAUAUGGAGGGGAUUGGAACACCUGAAUCACAUGAUUGGGAGGGUAUUGGAACACCUGAAUCACAUGAUAUGGAGGGGAUUGGAACACCUGAAUCACAUGAUAUGAUGGGGAUUGGAACACCCGAAUCACAUGAUUGGGAGGGGAUUGGAACACCCGAAUCACAUGAUUGGGAGGGGAUUGGAACACCUGAAUCACAUGAUAUGGAG